This is a messenger RNA of Seriola dumerili (greater amberjack), 6877 nucleotides long. It is a transcript of the gene astn1, whose product is annotated as astrotactin 1. Bases 64 to 3912 code for a protein of 1282 amino acids. NCBI's taxonomy places the organism in Eukaryota, Metazoa, Chordata, Actinopteri, Carangiformes, Carangidae. Gene Ontology annotation, biological process: neuron migration; neuron cell-cell adhesion. The transcript is spliced from 25 exons. The record is from RefSeq and is a predicted model, not a curated record. Gene Ontology annotation, molecular function: protein binding.
UUAACGGCUAACGUCCGCGGUCUGAACGGCGACGAGGACCAGAGCCAGGACACCGAGUGCAAGAUGAAGAGCGUCACCGUGUCGGCGCUGCCGUUUUUGAGGGAAAACGACCUGAGCAUCAUGCACAGUCCGUCGGCCUCGGAGCCCAAGCUGCUGUUCUCCGUGAGAAACGAUUUUCCCGGGGACGUCGUGGUGGUGGACGACCUGGAAAACACCGAGCUCCCCUUCUUCGUCUUAGAGAUCUCUGGGAACUCGGAGGACAUUCCUCUGGUGCGCUGGAGGCAGCAGUGGCUGGAGAAUGGCACUCUGCUGUUUCACAUCCACCAUCAGGACGGCAGCCUGAACCUGCCAGAGCCCACCGAAGACCCUGCCAACGAUUCUGCGAAGGAGGAGCUGCGCAUCCUCCACAUCUCUGUCAUGGGCGGGAUGAUCGCCCUUCUGCUGUCCAUCCUCUGCCUGGUCCUGAUCCUCUACACCCGCAGGCGCUGGUGUAAACGCCGCCGCAUCCCUCAGCCCCAGAAGAGCGCCAGCGCCGAGGCGGCUAAUGAGAUCCACUACAUCCCCUCAGUGCUGAUGGGAGGCCAGGCCCGGGAGAGCCUGAGGAACUCCCGGGGUCAGGGGCCGAACUCCAGCGGCACCCUCAGCAUCCGGGAGACCCCGAUUCUGGAUGGGUAUGAGUACGACAUUACUGACCUACGUCACCAUCUGCAGAGGGAAUGUAUGAACGGCGGCGAGGAGUUUGCCAGCCAAGUCACCCGUACCCUGGACUCCCUCCAGGGCUGUAAUGACAAGAAUAAUAUGGACCUCGCACCUGUGAGUGACAACACCAAGCUGGCCCUGAUGAACAAAUACAAGGACAACAUCAUCGCCACAAGUCCCAUCGACAGCAACCACCAGCAGAACACGCUGCUUCCGCACAACACGUCCACCAGCCAACGCAAACGCCUCUCCAGCAACACCCGCGCUCUGCAGCCUGCGAGAAGUCACGCGGGUUCAACUUUCUUGAACCCAGACGGGGACUCUGGGACGGAGGCAGACAGCGAGCCUCAGCUGGCCUUUUACACCGACCCAAACCGCAGUCGCCGCCGGAGUCGAGGUAUGAGAAACGGUAACGCCAACAGCGCGUGGGGCUCUGGGGCAGGUUCCCCACGGAGCCCCAUCAAUAAGACCACCCUGACUCUGAUCAGUGUCAUCAGCUGUGUGAUCGGCCUGGUUUACUCCUCUCACCUCUCCUGCAGCCUCUCGGUCCGGGUAAUCCUACAUGUGCCGGAGCACCUCAUCGCUGACGGAUCGAGGUUCAUUCUGCUGCAGGGGAGCCAGUUGGAUGCUUCGGACUGGCUGAACCCCGCCCAGAUCUUGUUGUACUACCAGCAGAACGCCAGUGGGCCCUGGGUCAAUGAGCUGUGCGGACGACGCCUCCUGGACCCCUGUGAGCACCAGUGUGACCAAGAAACAGGAGAAUGCCUUUGCCUAGACGGCUACAUGAAGGACCCAGUCCACAAGCACCUCUGCAUCCGCAGUGAGUGGGGGCCCAAUCAGGGUCCCUGGCCUUACACCAUCUUCCAACGCGGUUUUGAUCUUGUGAUGGGAGAACAACCCUCUGAUCGCAUUUUCAGGUUCACGUACACCUUAGGAGAGGGGAUGUGGUUGCCGUUGAGUAAAAGCUUUGUCAUCCCCCCAGCUGAGCUCGCCAUCAACCCCUCAGCCAAGUGCAAGACGGACAUGACGGUCAUGGAGGAUGCGGUGGACGUACGGGAGGAGCUGAUGAUCAGCUCAUCCUUCGACUCUUUGGAGGUUCUCCUGGACUCUUUCGGACCUGUCAGAGACUGCACCAAAGACAACGGAGGCUGCAGCCGCAACUUCCGCUGCAUAUCUGACCGGAAGCUGGACUCCAGCGGAUGUGUGUGCCCUCCAGGGUUGAGUCCUAUGAAGGAUGGGACCGGGUGCUACGACCACCACAUUGGCAUCGACUGCUCUGACGGUUUCAAUGGAGGAUGUGAGCAGCUGUGUCUCCAGCAGCUGGCCCCUCUAGAGGAUGACCCAACGCUCUACAACAUCCAGAUGUUUUGUGGGUGCAUCGAGGAUUAUAAGCGUGGUCCAGAUGGGAGGUCAUGCCUGCCGCUGUCUGAGGCCUGCACCGAGGGAAUUGACUGUGGGGAAGCAGCGGAUAUCCCCGCUAACCAGACUGUGUUCGGAGACCUUUUCUAUGGAUACAACAACCACACCAAAGAGAGCACCUCCGGACAGAUCCUCAAGGCCACAUUCAGGCAGAAGAACUUUGCCAGAGGCAUCGAGCAGCAGCUCCCAGAUGGCAUGGUGGUGGCAUCGGUGCCAACGGAGGUUCAGUGCCAUGAGGAGCUGUCGAACCCUGUGCCCGACCCAGAAUACCUCACAGGUAUGGUGAACUACAGCGAGGUGUCUGGCUACCCCCUUGUUCAGCACUGGAGUCUCCGCUCUGUGUUGUACCACGUCAAACUCAAUCAGUGGGUCCUCUCUCAAGCCUUCAGCUCGGCCAUCCAUUCUCUGGACGGGGCGACGCAGCGGAGUGACUUUGUGUCCAUCCUCAGGGAGUUCGGGAACCACUACGUGCAGGAGGCAGUGUACGGUUUCCAGGAGUCAUGUACCAUCUGGUACCCCAACAAGCAGGUCCAGAGACAGCUGUGGCUGGAGUACCAGGAUAUUAGCAAAGGAAACUCUCCUUCAGAGGAGUCAGAAGAGCGUGACAAGGAGCCCAGGACGCUUACCUAUCCUGCAUAUAUUGCCAGUCUGCUGGACACGGGUGCGAAACGUAUGGCGGCCGGUGUCCGUAUGGACUGUACCAGCCAGGGCCAGUGCCCACGCUCCUGCCACCUCUGCCACAUGAGCCCGAGGGCCGCACAAGGACGGCAGCAGUCUGAGCCUGUCCUGCUGCAGAUUACCAAGGCUGCACCCAUCUAUGAAUUAGUGUCCAACAAUGAGACAUACCAGGCUCUUCAGGAGGCCAUGAUGAGCAUGCUGUGGUGUUCGGGGAAGGGCGAUGUUAUCGAUGACUGGUGUCGGUGUGAUUCCAGUGCCUUUGGCACAGAUGGGCUGCCCACCUGUGCCCCACUUCCCCAACCAAUGCUGAAGCUGUCUUACACCUACGAGCCCAGCAGCUCAUUGGUCAUCAUGGAGUGGAACCACACUGAGCCACCAAUCGGUGUCCGGAUUGUCGAUUACCUCAUCAGCCAGGAGAAGGUGACAGAGAGGACUGACCACUCCAAAGUUGAGACAGAAACCCUCCUGAGCUUUGUGGAUGACAUCUUGUCGGGGGCCAGGUCUCCGUGUGUGAUGUUAGGGGACAUCCCCAACCUCCUGUCCUCUUCUGUCAGUAUGAUCAUUCGCUGCCUGGAGCCUGACACCACAUAUAUGUUCCGGCUAUGGGCAGUAGACAACACAGGGCGCCGUUCCAGUCCAAGUGAGGUCACCAUCAAAACUCCAUGUCCAACUGUGGAUGACGUCAAAGCACAAGAAAUAGCCGAUAAGAUCUAUAACCUGUUCAAUGGCUACACCAGCGGGAAGGAGCAGCAGACGGCCUACAACACCCUGAUGGACCUGGGCGCUCCCACGCUGCACCGCGUGCUCUACCACUACAACCAGCGCUACGAGAGCUUCGGAGAAUUCACCUGGAGGUGUGAGGAUGAGCUCGGACCCAGGAAGGCCAGCCUCAUCCUCUCCCAGCUAGAUGAACUCUCUCCGUGGUGCAAGGGCCUUCUCCAGGAGCCGAAGAUCGGCCUUCGCAGGAUGUCCCUCAAAUUCCUGUCCUGCCGUUACACUGACACCAAGGCUUUUGGGCUGAACUGGUCGGACAUGGGCCAGGACGUCCACAAGGCCUGCGACGAGCAGACGCUCACUGUCAUGUACAAUGACUAUGGUGAGCCCAAGGAGCUCUAAAGGUAUUCGGAGGUUUCAGCUUAGAUGUGCACAGGAAUAUGGGAGAUUCGUCAAACCCAACAAAGUAAAUAAAAGCAAAUAAAAUGCAGGUUUGUUCCAUUUGUUUCCAUAAUAUAUAUGCAAAGAUAUUUUAUUCAUGGUGUCAAAUGCUAAAUAUUCAUUGAAAUUCAAUUUAUUCUAUUAUGCUUUACCACAUUCAAAAAUCUAAUCAUAGCUUGCAGGUAGGAGAGAGUCUGAUGAUCAUGAAGUCCAUUCCUCCUCUGCAAUGAAAUUCAACACAAACUUGACACAUUCUGCAGAUGCUUCACAAUAAAAGCCUUCCUUGCUUAAUGCCUCAUCAACUCUAAUUGGGUCCUUCAUUGCUGUACAAGACAAAAUAAUGAUACAUAUUUUCCUUAUGCAUCAAAAUAGUUUGGACUGAAGCCGGAAGUCUGAGAAAAAGAAAUGAAGCUUUAACUGUGAAGCAGCUGCAUGAGAUGGGAUUGUUUACUUAGCGACCGAGGCUAACUGGUUAUCUCAUUCAUUUUAAAUUUAAGUUUUAUAUUCAGUUGUGCCAUUAAAUGCAAAUAUCUUAGUGGGAAUAAACAUGAGAACAUGCAUUUUAUUUCACUUUAUUUCUUUGUUGGAUCAAACAAUCUCCGUCUCAAAUCUUUGAUACUGAAAGAGCAUGCUUUUUUUUCUUCUUUUUUUUUACCCUUUAUUUUUAAUUGUGUAGUUUAGACCUGAAAGUCGUUUCAUUUGACUUCUUCAUAUUCAGUGAGAUAUUCAGAUCUGGGACAUGAAGGGUUACACAUCGGCUCCUUUGUGCCUGUUUAAAUCCAAACUCAGUCAUAUCUUCAGAAAUAAUAAAAACUUGUAAAAGGCAACUCUUGAUGUCAAAGAAGUGGUCGAACAAAUCUGUAGUGAUAGUGACUUUGUCGCCAUCCCACAUCCACCCGACAGCCUGGACACAGUGGGUUGCUUCUUCUCCUGAUCUGAAAUCAGUGCUUUGUUUCUUUGAAAUGUUACACGGAGAGAAACUGACCCAGGAGAGACCGGACGCUGAAAAGAUUCUCCACCUAGAACUCACCGUAGCUUUAGUUUCACCGGUACAUUCCACUGUUAAACGUGUUGGUGGUUCACGGCGUCUGGUGCUCGUUGUUUGCAUUUACUGUGAAACUGCAACACACUCAGCAGCUGGUGUGUGUGUGUGUGUGUGUGUGUGUGUGUGUGUGUGUGUGUGUGUGUGUGUGUGUGUGCUGCUUAACUGUGUGAGGACAAGCAGUUCUCAACUAUCACUAUCUCUCUUUUUUUUACAUAUUUUGAAUGAAUUCGGCCUCACGGACUCGCGCUGUGUCUCGAAUCACUUACUUCAGUCGGCACACUCAGAGAUAGCACACGGUGUCACAGUAAACUCGCAGGUGUCCUCCUUGAAGAUACGUUGGAGGUCAAGUCCAUUUUUUUUUUAUUUCUAUAGCACAAAAUCACAAGAGAAGUUAUCUCAAGGCGCUUUUCAAAUAGAGCAGUUGUAGACUGUAUUAUACACCAUGAGCGAGCGCUUGGCGACAGAGGCGAGGAAGAACUUCGAGCAGAGCCGGACUCAGGGCAGGCGGCCAUCUGCCCUCUCCGGUUAGGUCCCUCCACUUCUGCUACGUAACCAAGAUGGCGACCGUUGAGUGUGAGAGGAGAGAGGUGUCCAUCAGUUUGCCCGUUUUGAGUGCACCACCAUCGUGCACUCAAAACGGCGAGUGUGAGCUCAGAAGUACGUGAACUGAGACGCAGCUUCAUACUUGUUUUUUGUCACUUAGACGUGUUGAACCGUUAAUGCAGUGACAGAUACGUGAGGACUCGUCAUGUAGCGACGACGGAAACAAAGCCGGUAUUUCACAGUUCCUCCGUGUGUCUGUGAGAGAUAACAGAUAAUAACAGAGGACGGUCUUCUGGGAGUUAUUUUAGCAGGACAAACAUUCAAAAUGAACCUUGUACAUAACAUUAUCAUAACGUUUUAGCGAUAUAACCUGCUGAAUGUAGUAUUGAUAGUUUAGCAUUUGUAAAGGAAGCUGUUUAAAGGAGUUUUUACUAAACGACAGGCAUCACAGUGCGGUUCAUUAUCUCUACAUGUUCAGUGGCACCUGCCGAAAACAUUUGACAGUAUUUUCUUUUAUCAUUUUUUUUUUUUUUUACAGUUUUCACACCAGAACUAAUCCAACCAAUCAGCUCUGUUAAAAGUGAUAAUUCUGUAUUAAACCUGCGAAUUAACAGUGUCUUAAUGUUUUCCAGCUGCUUCUCUCUGUUUAAACUUCAUCCAAUAAAGUUAAGUCUUUAGAAAGAUCUUUCUGAUCACUUCCACUGAUACCGUGUUUAUUGUGACUAUAUUUUUUAUUCUCUUCAUGUGUCAUGUUAUUAUUCUAUGUUACUUUAUUACAGUGCGGUGGACAUAUUGGAGAUUGAUGUCAAAGAAAUCCAAAUGCAUAGUAGUUGUUGAUUUUUUUAACAAAUCUCAUAUGUGAAUACUAAAACGAAAGCUUGUAGAUUUUUGUAUAAGCAGCAGAGUAUUUCAUAAAAGCAUCACAUUCUAGCACAGCACUGGGUUUUAAUUCUGUAUAUAAAUGUACAACAGGUGAUAUUUUACAGCAUUUCUGUGUGCUUUAGUAGACGCAAUAUUGUCCUGUAAUAUCUGCUGUGUAGCUCGGUCUUUGUAAUCAGAUCAAUCCACUGAUUCCAGUUUGAAAGUAACAAGCAGAAGGUGUCGCUUUGAUCUGACUGUGAUUCAGUCACUGGUUUAAACUGGACUCAACGUUUGUCAUCAGCUGCGAGUGACUGGUUGAUUAAAAGACCACGAGAUCAUUUCAUCUAACACAAUGGCACAAUAACAAACAAUUACUGAGUGGAGAUGUAUAGGAAAACGAGAUGGAGAUCUACUAUCUGCAUGAUAUAAUUCUGUCUAUACUGUAUGUGGCAUCAUAAACUUUUUCACUUUGGUCUU